Messenger RNA from Saccostrea cuccullata (small rock oyster), 1634 nucleotides. RefSeq names its product mucin-2-like. The record is from RefSeq and is a predicted model, not a curated record. The annotation marks the transcript as partial. The transcript has a single exon. Lineage: Eukaryota; Metazoa; Mollusca; Bivalvia; Ostreida; Ostreidae.
AAACAACAACAUUUAUAACACCUUUGGAUGCAAUCACAACUUCGUAUGCAGCAGCAGGUGAAACAUCACCGGAAAUAACAUUCAGUGCUCAAAACACAGUCUCCAUCAUUGAUUCUACCAAUGAGUCAAGUAAAGAAGUAACAUAUCCACCAACUAACCCCUCUACUGAGACAAGUAAAGAUGUAGCAUAUCCACCGACUAACCCCUCUACUGAGACAAGUAAAGAUGUAACAUAUCCACCGACUAACCCCUCUACUGACUCAAGUAUAGAUGUAUCAUAUCCACCGACUAACCCCUCUACUGAGACAAGUAAAGAUGUAUCAUAUCCACCGACUAACCCCUCUACUGAGACAAGUAAAGAUGUAACAUAUCCACCAACAAACCCCUCUACUGAGACAAGUAUAGAUGUAACAUAUCCAUCAACUAACCCCUCUACUGAUCCAAGUAUAGAUGAAACAUUAGAACCAACUAACCCCACUACUGAGACAAGUAUAGAUGUAACAUAUCCAACUACUAACCCCUCUACUGAGCCAAGUAAAGAUGUAUCAUAUCCACCAACUAACCCCUCUACUGAGACAAGUGGAGAUGUAACAUAUCCCCCGACUAACCCCUCUACUGAAACAAUUAAGGAUGAAUCAUAUCCACCAACUAACCCCACUACUGAGACAAGUAUAGAUGUAACAUAUCCAACUACUAACCCCUCUACUGAGACAAGUAUAGAUGUAACAUAUCCCCCAACUAACCCCUCUACUGACUCAAUUAUAGAUGUUACAUAUCCACCAACAAACCUCUCUACUGAGACAAGUAUAGAUAUCAGAUAUCUCCCAACUAACCCCCCUACUGAAACAAGUAAGGAUGAAUCAUAUCCCCCAACUAACCCCUCUACUGACUCAAUUAUAGAUGUUACAUAUCCACCAACUAACCCCUCUACUGAGACAAGUGUAGAUGUAACAUAUCCACCUACUAACCCCUCUACUGAGUCAAUUAUAGAUGUAACAUAUCCACCUACUAACCCCUCUACUGAGACAAGUAAAGAUGAAUCAUAUCCCCAAACUAACCCUUCUACUGAAACAAGUAAAGAUGUAUCAUAUCCACCAACUAACCCCUCUACUGAGACAAGUGUAGAUGUAACAUAUCCACCGACUAACCCCUCUACUGAGUCAAGUAUAGAUGUAACAUAUCCACCAACUAACCCCACUUCUGACUCAAGUAUAGAUGUAUCAUAUCCACCAACUAACCCCACUACUGACUCAAGUAUAGAUGUAACAUAUCCACCAACUAACCCCACUACUGACUCAAGUAUAGAUGUAUCAUAUCCACCAACUAAUCCCUCUACUGAGACAAAUAAAGAUGAAUCAUAUCCCCCAACUAACCCCUCUACUGAGCUAAGUACAGAUGAAUCAUAUCCACCUACUUACCCCUCUACUGAGCCAAGUAAAGAUGAAUCAUAUCCACCUACUUACGCCUCUUCUGAGACAAGUAAAGAUGUAUCGUAUCCACCAACUAACCCCACUACUGAGACAAGUAAAGAUGUAACAUAUCAACCAACUAACCCCACUACUGAGACAAGUAAAGAUGUAUCAUAUCUACCAACUAACCCUGCUACGCAGCGAAGUAAAGGUAUGAUAUUUUGA